Messenger RNA from Agelaius phoeniceus (red-winged blackbird), 1788 nucleotides. The record is from RefSeq and is a predicted model, not a curated record. NCBI's taxonomy places the organism in Eukaryota, Metazoa, Chordata, Aves, Passeriformes, Icteridae.
AUGAGCCCAGUGCAAAUGAAGGUGUUGCCUCAAGCAGUCCUCCAAAGCCCAGGGGAACAUCCCAAGUUCAUAGAGCAGCCUCUUUGCCCCCCAUUAGAGUUUGCAAGGAUUCAUUUGAUCAAAGACAAAGAUGCCAUAGAUGAUUAUUUGGCAAAGAAUAUCAAAGGGGUGUCAACACAAGAAGCUGCUGCUUACAGGAAUUCAUACAAGAAGAACAUCUGCAUAGACAUGCUGCGCCGGGGUUAUCACAAGUCCUUCUCUGAGCUCCUCACUCUGAUCCAGAAGUGGAAUGCCUUCAGGGAGGCUGCAGGGCCUGGGUCAGCCAUAUGGCAUGAGAAGUCCCUGGAGGAGCAGCCUGAUAAGCUGGAUCAGCUUUCCCACUUCCUGACCGGGGCUGAGGCAGCCCGGCGAGCAGGGCACUAUGAGAAGGUGUAUGAUAACCAGCUUAGCUUGGCCUGCUGUUUCAAUGACCCUGAGGACAAAUGGUUAAGUAACUACUUCUAUGAGCAAAGCUAUAACACAGCUCAAUUAGUAGAAAUUGAUGGUGGGAAGAGAAAGGCACAAGGAUAUGUAAACAUGGCCCUCAUCGAAGAGGAAGAAGGUCACAUAACGAAAGCUGCUGAGCACCUUGAAACCUUUUAUGAGCUAACAGAGGGCACAUCCUGGAAGGAUGAGACAGGCCGCACUUACACUUCACUGGCAUGUCAGCAUCUCUGGAGAAUUUAUACAUUGCUAGCAGACAAAAUGCUGGAAAAUAAACAACACCAAGAGGCCAUCAAAAUGCUAAUAAAAGCUUUAAAGAUGGCCAAAGAAGGAGGUGAUAUAAAGAUGCAUGGAGAAGCAGCCUAUUGCUUAAGUCUAGCAUAUCAUUUUUCUGGAGAAAACGAGACAGCACUCGCAGUUUUGAACACCUCUGUAGAAAUCUUCACAAGCCUUUGUGAUUCUGCUGGCCUGGGCAGAGCAUAUGCAGCUGUAGCCAAGAUCCUGGCAAGUCAGGGAAAAUCAAGUGAGGCUGUGAAGUAUUUGGGAGAGUUUAUGAAGGAUGCUGAGAGUGCUAAUCUAAGCCAAAGCCUGGUGGAUGCAAAUGUCCUACUUGGAAAAGUUCACAAUGAAAGAGGGAACUAUAACCAAGCUCUGGAAUAUUUCAGUCAGGCCUCUGAGGCAGCGAGAGCUUUGAACAAUCUGCCCUUGGUGGCUGAAACAGAGAGCUACUGUGGCAUUGCCAAGGCUCAUCAGCUGAUGGUGCCGUUCAACAGCCACGUAGCAGCAGCAGCCGAUCCGCUCAGCCUGCAGUGCCUGCUGGCAUGGAAGCAAAACAGAAGUGACAUGUGCAGUGACCCUCUUCCAGCCGAGGAUGCCUACUUAUUGACAGAGAAGCUGAUGUAUAAUGAGUACAAGAAAAUCCUUGAAGAGUGGAGAAAUACCUGGGGCGUCCGUGUGUCCCUGGGACCGCGGGGUGAAGGAGACGCCCCUUUGACAGAAGCCUGUGUGAAAGGCCACUCGGAGCCCUGCCGGGGGCUGCAGCGGGGUUUGAAAGGCUGCAGCCGUCUCCCCACCGCAGCCCCUCUGCCCUGCACGCUCUGGGGGCUCCGGGGGCCAGGGGGGCUCUCUGAUGGGCGGGGAGUCCCUCCCGAAUCGCCGGUGCCCUCCGGCCGCGGGGACAGCGCGGCCCCCGCACGGAGCCUCGGGGCGGGCACCGCGGGGCUCCUUCCCUCAUGCCCGGGGGCAGCGGCCGCGUCGCACGCCUGUCACCGCCGCCUCCUCCCCGUUAUUUACAUCCGUCUUUAG